AUGCCGGCAAUUAAACCAAACAUCUACGCCGUGAUAGUGACCUCGGUGGGAUUCCUCUGUCUGGUCAUCAGUGCGACAGCGGUCGGGGUGCCGGUAUGGGCGUACUACGAGGGCCGUGGCAUAGAGGAUCGUGGAUAUUUUGGUCCUUGGCAAAAGUGUCAGGUGCUCAGCUAUCGGGAACGGUGCGGUGAUAUUGGACGCUUCAAACCGGAUGCCGUCGUGUUCGUGAGUGGACUGUUGGCGGUCGGUGGAUGCGCACUGUUCGGGAUCUUCUGCGUCCUGAGCAUCAUCCAGAUUGCGAUGAUAUCGUCUCGCGAUCGUGUCUGUAUGAGCUACAAAGCACUGGUAAUGGUGAAGCUAGUCGCAACCGUACUAGCCGCCGGUCUAUCCAUAGCGGCUGCAAUUCUGUUUGCGCUGCAAACCGAUGAUUAUGCCCGUGGCUAUCAAAUCACCCGGGGGAUCUCCUUCUAUCUGCAAGUUCUCGUGACGGCACUGUCCCUAGCGCUGCUCGCUUUGGCCGCGUACGAUCGUAUCCUUACGAAGCGACCCGACGGUGACCCAACGAUGCUUUCGAACGCGACGUCCAACGGACGAGGAGGUGCUCGUACCGGUUCUACCUACAAUAAUCCCGGAUUUCGAGACACGUCACACAAUCCCAAUGGCAUUGCAGUAACAGAUUCAUCCGGGCGGCCAUAUUCUUCCGGCAUGAACGGUAGUAUGCAAUCGGUCAACACGACCGUCACAACCGUCUCGAACGGUUCGACGAUCGGGUCCGGAUCGGUAACGAGAACACCGUUACGAUCGAGCCUCAAGAAACCCCGCCCACCCAACACGACAACGGACGGGUUGGGUAUCCGCAAUCCCGGCUACUCCGGCGGCAAUCAAUCGCCGCGAAUGCAGCGGAACGGUAGCGUUAAGAAGGUGCGUAUCCAAACGCACAGCACAGAUGUUUAG
Anopheles marshallii is the source of this 954-nucleotide messenger RNA. RefSeq lists its product as uncharacterized. The coding region runs from base 1 to 954 and encodes 317 amino acids. NCBI's taxonomy places the organism in Eukaryota, Metazoa, Arthropoda, Insecta, Diptera, Culicidae. The transcript has 4 exons. The record is from RefSeq and is a predicted model, not a curated record.